Trichoderma breve is the source of this 2406-nucleotide messenger RNA. Its product is annotated as protein kinase domain-containing protein. Lineage: Eukaryota; Fungi; Ascomycota; Sordariomycetes; Hypocreales; Hypocreaceae. The transcript is spliced from 5 exons. Gene Ontology annotation, molecular function: protein serine/threonine kinase activity; ATP binding. The record is from RefSeq and is a predicted model, not a curated record. Bases 1 to 2406 code for a protein of 801 amino acids. Gene Ontology annotation, biological process: peptidyl-serine phosphorylation; peptidyl-threonine phosphorylation; mRNA cis splicing, via spliceosome.
AUGACGUCAAGCUCCGAUGAGGGUGAAAUUGUUGAGCAGAGAGCUGGAGAUUUGAAGGCAACUUCACUGUCGCACGCAGAGAGAAACGGUGUUGACCGUCAGGAUAGACAGCGGAAUAGACAUUCCUCGCCCGACUUCGAUACGACUUCCAGACACAGCAACUCGUCACGACGAAGCCGCUCGCCACCGCGAGGAUACAAGCGGUCGCGCGAUGACAGGGAUCAGUUCCCUCCUGCCAGAGCCCGGGAUCAAGAUCCUCGCCAUGAUCGCGGCGCAUACGACGACUAUAGGAGGGAUGGCCCCAAAAGAUCGCGCGUCGCAUAUGACGAUCUCGACCGCCCUGCGGCACGCAAUUCGAACCAAGGCUACGACUGGCGCAGUCGUAGGGACCGAGAGCGCGAUCGGAGUCGCGACCGGGAUCGAUACCACCGCGGCCGAGACCGAUAUUCUGAACGUCCGUCGCCUCGCCCUCGAAGCCCUUCCCCUCGCCAAUACCGUCGGGGAGACAAACGAGCUGGUGAUCGGUUCGUCCGAGAAGGCUACUCUGACCGGCACGACUCACGCGAAUUGCGGUACGAUGACGCCGACGUCGGCGCUCGAGGCAACAAUCAUGCAGCUAGGAAAGCUUCCGUAGGAGAUUCAAACCAGGCACUGAAAGCUACUUCGAAGGAUGUUCCUAUGCUGGAUGACUACGAAGAGCCUCAAGAAUUUGACGAGGAAGCAGAGAUCGAACGCCGCCGCAAGAGGCGCGAGGAGCUCAUGGCAAAAUCCAGCUCCGCCACGCCUCUCCUCCUUCACGCUGUCGGAGCUGCCACUUCCAAAGCUCAAGCAUUAUCGCCUGCCUCUUUUCAAUCCGACACGCCGCAAAUGUCUCAGCGCUCAGAUAGCAAACCGCCUCAGUCUCCGCGUUCAAACUUUGCCUCACCCGGAUCGCCCCUGUCGCACGACGUGCCGUCUCCCGGAGCAAUGGAUAUAUUUGAUGGCAAAGAUCUCGUAAACUCACACGCGGCAGCCAAAGCCAACGACGAAGACGGCCCCUCUGCUGCUGAUUACGACCCUACCGUCGACAUGAUGGAAGAUGGACGAAGAGAUGAACUACGUCAUGGUCAAGUCGUCAUCCACGGCGAGCCUGAGCCUGCAGCGGCGAUUGAGCAGAACCCUGCCAAAGAAGCGCCUACUACGCCGCCACAGAAGCCAUCUGCAGGCGAAGGAGACGAGGAUGACGACUUUGACAUGUUUGCAGAGGAUUUCGAUGAGGAAAAGUACGCCAGCAAGGCCCAGGUUACUGAAACGGUAGCACCCGACGAAGCAACAGAUGCGGCGGAAGCAGUUGAUAAGGGAGGCAUUCUUGAAGGCGAUGACAAGGACGGCUAUUACAAGAUCCGUAUUGGCGAAGUUCUCAACGGUCGAUAUCAGGUCCAGGCCACGCUUGGCAGGGGUAUGUUCUCAGGAGUCGCACGUGCCGUUGACAUCACUACCAAGCAGCUUGUCGCCAUCAAGAUGAUGCGAAACAACGAUGCCCUUCGCAAAGGAGGCUAUACGGAAAUCGCCAUUCUCCAGAAGCUCAACGACGCUGAUCCCGAAAACAAACGGCACAUUGUCAAAUUUGAGCGGUCCUUUGACCAUCGAGGCCAUCUUUGCAUGGCCUUUGAGAAUCUGAGUAUGAAUUUGCGCGAAGUCUUGCGUAAAUUUGGCAACAACGUAGGCAUCAACUUGAAGGCGACAAAAGCAUAUGCGUACCAGUGCUUUGUCGCGCUGGCUCAUAUGCGCAAAUGUAGCAUCAUCCACGCUGACUUGAAGCCUGACAAUAUCUUGGUCAACGAGACUCGAAGUAUUCUCAAGAUAUGCGAUCUGGGAACGGCAAUCGACCGUUCUGAUGCUGCAACCGCACAUACGGAAAUCACUCCCUACCUUGUGAGCCGCUUCUACAGAGCACCCGAGAUCAUUCUCGGCAUGCCGUAUGAUUACGGCGUGGACAUGUGGUCUAUAGGCUGCACCUUGUACGAGCUCUACACGGGCAAGAUUCUCUUCACCGGAGACAGCAAUAAUCAGAUGCUCAAGACCAUCAUGGAGAUUCGUGGUCGAAUCACUCCAAAACUCUAUAAACGGGGUCAAUUAUCUGCUGCCCAUUUCGACGACCAGGGACAGUUUGUCAGUGUUGAGCGCGACAAGGUACUCGGCAAGACGGCACUACGAACGAUCAACAUUGUUAAGCCGACACGAGAUCUACGCACUCGACUCCUUGCUGCCUCCAGUGGUAUGAAUGACGCAGAGAGUAGAGAGCUCAAUCACUUCAUCGACCUGUUGGAUCAUUGUCUGGCCCUGAAUCCUGACAAGAGGCUUAAGCCAGCGGACGCCCUCAAGCAUCCAUUCUUCGUCCCUCGCUCUGGAGCACCGCGACGGUAG